This is a messenger RNA of Malurus melanocephalus (red-backed fairy wren), 3445 nucleotides long. It is a transcript of the gene PRORP, whose product is annotated as protein only RNase P catalytic subunit. Gene Ontology annotation, biological process: tRNA 5'-leader removal; mitochondrial tRNA 5'-end processing. The transcript is spliced from 8 exons. Gene Ontology annotation, molecular function: protein binding; ribonuclease P activity. NCBI's taxonomy places the organism in Eukaryota, Metazoa, Chordata, Aves, Passeriformes, Maluridae. Gene Ontology annotation, cellular component: mitochondrion; mitochondrial ribonuclease P complex. Bases 447 to 2210 code for a protein of 587 amino acids. The record is from RefSeq and is a predicted model, not a curated record.
ACGCGCUUCCGGGCCAAUGGGAAGGUAGCCUGCCGUGCCGUGGGGCACGUGGCUGCCGCACAUGUCCGCCGCGCGCAGAGUCAGGAAACCUGACUGAACUUGAACAAAGGCAGGAAGAAAAACCCUGUGCUUUUAACGUAGCUGCACCAGCAUUGCCUUUCUGCGUAGAACAUAGGCGGUACUCAUCAUUGCUGUAACCAACAAACAGGAAUCAUAAUAUGCAAAACAUCUUCUCUAGAAGAAAGAUACCCCCACAGUCUAGAAAAUUUAUUUUUGUGAAAAAAGAUUUUACCAUAAAGGACUCGCAGAAUAAGCAUUUUGAAACAGAAGCUUGUACAGUUUGACAGCCGUUCCGUUUUUAUUAAUAAACGUCCCCAUGCAAGCUGUAUUUUUCAUUUUAUAGCUUCAUCAGAUAGAGUGAAAUAAUAGUGAGAUAAUUUCAUCUUAUGAUGGCACUCUUUUCUCAGACUGGUCAGCAGGGUUUUCAGGCUUUGCUGUGGAAAUGUCACAUGCUCUGGCCUGUUUCAAGAUGCCGACAGCUGUUUGCUGCCUCUUUCAGCAUCCCCGGUAGGGAAAAAAUUAACUAUUUCAGUUUUAUGACAUCUUCCAGCACUGCACUACCAGUGGAUCCCAAAGAAACUGAUGUCUUACCUACCAAGAAAAGGUCUGAAAUUGAUCAUGAAGAAGAAAAAGAGUGGGAUGAGGAGACUGAAGAAGUACCUGAAGGGAAAUUCCACUUUUCCUCCUCUAUUGGAGCUGCAAAGAAAUGGUCAACAAGUCAAGUUCUGUCAAGGCAUAGGUUUAGCAUUGUACAGCCUCCAGAAAAACCUUUGCAGGCUGAGGAAUGGAACAAGCUAAGGGAAGAUUACCAGUCACCUGGAAAAUUUGAAGAGGUGAUGCUGAACAAUAUGAUCAGGUGCAACAGCCCCAUUGAUGUGGCCAAGUCCUUGCUGACCGACCUGGCGAAGCGUAAUGGUGACAUUGCAUAUAAUGUGUUGGUCAAAUACCUGACGCUGUGUGUCCGGCAGGGCCAGGUUUCAGAAAUCCGUGAUGUGUACGAUAUAAUGAAAGUCAGAUUUAAGGUUUUAGAAAGUGGGGCUUACAGCCUUCUUAUCAGGGGACUGAGUAAUUCAGAUCAGUGGAGAAUGGCCUUGACUCUUUUGGAAGAAGUAAAAAAGAUUAUGAUUCCCUCACGAACGUGCUAUGAAUCUUGUAUCAAAGCAGCCAGCCGUCACCAAGAAAUGAAACUCGCCUUUGAACUGUACGAGGCAAUGUUGGCUAAAGAUGUGGUCCCAACCUUGGGUAUCCUGCAGUCAUUUUUUGACUUCAGCAGGCACAUGAAAGAUGAGGAGUUACAAAAAAAGCUCUUCGGUAUACUCUUAUAUUUGAGAGAGAACCAAAUAUACCCUCACAAAACAUUUAUGCAGAGUAUAAAGCUGUGGUUUGAAAGUAUACCAGGGGGGAACUGGAGAGGACACCUGACCAACAUUAAAGACAGUGGACGAUGCCCAGUUUGUAACCAUCAGCUGGAGGAUAGUAACCUCACUGAAGAGGAGUAUAGUAAUCUCAGCAAGAGAAUAAUAAAGGACGUGAUACAUGGAACAGACACUUUUAGAAAGACAAGUCCACAGGAAUUUGAGGCCUUUCAGACAUUUGUGGAAAAUCGACUUCCGUUUGAUAUUGUUAUUGAUGGACUCAAUGUUUCCCACAUAAAAGCCAGAAGGAUGCAGUGUGAAAAUCUGUUUGAUGCUGUCAACUGCCURGCAAAAGAGAAUGCCCGGUUGCUUGUGCUGGGCCGCAAACAUAUGCUGAAGAACUCUUCAAAUUGGAAAAUAGAGAUUAUGAAGGAGAUGCAGAACAAGGCAGACUUUUUCUUUGCAGAAAAUAUCUCUGACGACGAUGCCUUCUUAUUAUAUGCCACACUCCGAUCAGGCAAGCAUUGCAAGUUUGUUACUAGAGAUUUCCUCCGGGAUCACAAGGCUUGUCUUUCCGACAGCGGGAUGCGUCAUCUGUUCCGUAAGUGGCAGCGUGGACACCAGAUAGCGUUCUCCGCUUCUGCAGAAGGGAGUAUAAAAUUUUUGCCUGCUUUCUGUUAUGACUGUGUGGUACAGACUACAGGUGAUACAUGGCAUAUUCCCUAUAAAGAUGUUUUUGAAGAAAAAUAUUCAUAUCAAGUACCAACAAAAUGGCUCUGCAUUCGACAGAAAUGAUGAAGAAUGUAMUUGGACAAGCUGAAGCGGCUUUUUUUUUUCAAUCACUCCUGCUGGCUAGAACUCAGUAGGACAAUUAUGGGAUUAAUGUGUGAGGUGUGUAAGUAAAGAAAAUUCAAUGACUGCAUUUUGUUAAAAUCAUUCCUGUGUACAUCUGUUAACAUCAAUGGUGAUCCAGCAGGGAUGAAUUAGGUCCAUUAUUCCAUUAUUUCCAUUUUUACAGGCAAUUUCUGUGAUUUAAAUUAAAAUUUGAUUUUUCCUGUUGGAAUAACAGUUUGGAGGGUUUUAUCUUUUAUUUUUCUCAAGCUUUUCAUCUACACUGAAAUUCAUAAACUCUGUACUUUGAAGAAAUUAAGCAGGACUUGCAAAGGACCUUCAGAGUUUAUGAGGUUGAUCUUGCCACAGUGUUGCACAAUAUCUAUCUCUAAUCAAUGAGGCUAAGGGGGACAAAGGGUACAUUUACCAUUCACCAGACACACACAGACCUGAUACUUCCUCACUCUAAUUAGCAUUCAUUUAAUCAUUAAUUGAUUCAUGGAAUGCAAGAUUGAUUAUAGCAACAUAUAGUAAUUUUCUUUUAAGAAUAAGGAAACAACUAGUAGAAUGUUUUGUGGCUCUUGCACACUCUUAAAUUUGCCAUUUGUGACAGGAUUUGGCAUCACUGCAGUAGUUUGCUUAUGGAAAUGUAUGUAAUUUUUAAAUGAAAAUUGAUAGCUAGAAAUUUUCAAAGAUAGUAAUAGGACAGAACUGGUUCUUGUAUGUGGCUAUAAAAUCUAUCCCAAGUUGUAAAACAAAAAAAUAGUAUAAAUUACAAGAAAAGUGUUCUAAGUUAUUUGUAAGCAUGUGUAUGUGUUUGUUUAUUGCCCAUACAACUUUAAUGUCAACCUUUCUCCUCCCAAAACAUAGAAAUGCCUCAUAAAUCUCAGAUCAAAUAUCCUAGGUUUGUCACAAGUGUCUCGUACACUGGAAAGUCUCUGUCUGAAACUGAGAUGAACCAUGAACCAUGCAGAUCUUUUUGUACAGAACUUGCACUUCGGAGCUCUUGCAGUGCCCCAUGGCAAGCUCUCUCAGGACUCCUAGCAUUCAAGCAUGUUCCCUGCUAUUUUUUUUUCCGGGAUAGUUCUGACACAUGUUCUACUUCUGGUAUCAGUUUGUAGACCAGCAGCUGUGAUUUGCAUAUGGUCAUGUUCUUCAGGUACUGUGCAGAAAGUAUUAAGGAGUUGGGUACCUGUUAA